UGAUGGUGGCGACGACGGUGGUGAAGGUUAAUCGCGGGCGUUUCAUGCAGUCCGCGCGAGCUCGAUAGUGAGCUAAGCAGCUCGACUAACGCGUUGCUGACGGUCGGUGGUAACUGGUAACGACUGACAGUGACGGGUUGGCGUUGGCGGCUGAGAGACGGGCUCCGCCGCUGUUCGCUGUGAUAAAAGGUGCGACACGCGCGCGCGUAACGACACGGCCAUGCUGUAGCAUUCGGCCACGUACAUAGUAUACAUAUACACGGCGUGCGUACGCUCGACGUCGGUUGCGUGACUGGCACACGCCGCCAGUGAUCCUCGCUGCCUCUAAUUUAUCGCCAUCGUUCGUCGACCAUGGACAACGUGGCGCACAGCCCGGGCGGACUGGCGAGACUGUCGGCGUUCCUGGGCACCCCGGAGGCCGCGCUGCGUCUCCUCAUCUCUAUUCUACUGGGAUUUCCCGUUGCUCUUCUUCAUAGGUACACGCUCUACGGCAAAGACCCGAAUCGUCAGCAUUUAUUUUUCAUAGCAUGCGGUCUCUCAAUUGGUUACUGGAAUUACGACUGUAACAUACUUCAUUCAUCGACGGCGGUAUGCGCAACGUAUCUGAUCCUGACGGUUCUCGGCAGCACCGGGCUAUCGGUCAUAGUGACGUUCCUCUUCAACAUGACGUAUUUACUUUACGGCUAUUACACCACCAGUACCCAAGAUUACGAUAUAAAAUGGACAAUGCCGCAGUGCGUGCUGACCCUUAGAUUAAUAGGACUUGCGUUUAAUUUAUGGGACGGUCAGAAACGUGACGAGGAGCUCUCCGAUAGUCAAAAACAGGUGGCCUUGAAGGAACGACCGUCGCUAUUGGAAAUUGCGGCGUACGCUUAUUUUCCAGGCGCCUUCCUAAUCGGGCCGCAGUUUAGUAUGCAACGAUACUUGGAUUAUGUUAAUGGUCAGCUCACAGACCGCGAUCCUCAAACUGGUGCCAUCCAGCUGCCGGAUUGCGUGUCCGUGGGAUUGCUACGAGCUUUCGUCGGAUUUAUUUAUGUAGCGAUAUUUCAAAUCGGCACACUUUACGUUUCCGAUCAGUAUCUCUUUGAGCCUUCAUUCCAAAAGUUGAAUUUAAUAAAGAAGUGCUUGGUGAUCGGCCUGUGGGGCCGCAUCAAUCUCUACAAAUACGUCAGCGUCUGGCUGAUCACAGAAGGGGUGUGCAUCACCUUUGGUCUCACACAUAACGGUAAGGACUCGAAAGGUCGCAUUAAAUGGGACGGUUGCGCGAACGUCAAACUGCGAACGUUCGAAACUACCACGCAGUUCAGUCACUACAUUCUCUCGUUCAACAUAAACACCAAUAACUGGUGCGCGGAGUACAUUUACAAGAGGCUGAAGUUUCUGGGCUCAAAAGUGUACAGUCAGAUAAUGACGCUGCUCUUCCUUGCCCUCUGGCACGGUUUUCACUCUGGAUACUAUCACUGUUUCUUUAUGGAAUUUAUCGUGUUAUACUUCGAGCGAGACAUUGGACCAGUAUUGAAGAACAGCGAGAAAGUGCAAACGCUGCUGAAAACGCGAUGGGAGGCGCGCAUACUCGCUUGGAUCUUUCUGAAGCUUUACACCUUCGUUUUUAUGGGUUACUGCCUCGUAUCGUUCGUACUCCUCUCAUUUCCGCGGUACAAUCAGGUUUACUCCAGUUUGUAUUAUUGCGGACACGUGUUCUUCCUCUCUUAUCCGCUGCUCGCGCCGUACAUUAAACGGUUGCUUGGUCAAAGACACGAGCGUCAGCGGUCGCACCAAGAAUAAGAUGUCGCGAUCUCUCUUUUCUUUUCUCUCGAUAUCGUCGAGAGGCAUUGCCUCUGUACUUGUUUUUUUUUUUUUUUGUUUUUUCCGUUCGGUCACUCGUGAAUCGAUAUUCGAGAAGACGUACAACUGUGGUGUAAUGGACGCUGGUGUAUACAGUUACACUCGCCUACAGUCAUUAGUCUUCUAGAAGAAAUGUGAUAGCGCAUAUCCAACGGAAGAUACGGGAAAUGAUAAAGCAUAUUACCAUCACUAUCGCGUUUCGUAACCACGAUUAUGAAUUGUUUGAAACACAAGGCGCGUCCGUGAAACGCGCUGUCAGCGCCUUUCAGCACUGUCGCAUUGUUUUAUCUUCAUUAGGCGUAAAACGAAGAUAGAGUGACGUGAUAGCGUGAUAACGCGUAUCCUCGAACGCGCUUGUAAUGUUGCAUCUCCGUCGCUUAAAUAUAUCCUCGAUGGUUGAGGUAGUGAAAAAAGAUCGAGUAAGUGAAAAAAAAUUCCCUUGAAGAAUCUCGCUCGAAACGAUGGUAGUGGUGGAAUAUUAUUACUGCUAAGAGAACAUUUCAGUUUUGUAAAUCGACGCACCGUUUAGAGAAAAUUCCGCUGGUCGGGAAUUUUGUGUACUUUCAACGAUCAAACUUUGCGACACGGAAAUUGAGAGGAAAUUCCAGCAACAAUUCUAGGAUACUUGAGUAUUUUCCUACAACAGUACGUUCUCGCGUCUUCAAUCGUAUUUUUGUAUAUCCAGCGUGUUCAAUUAAUCAAAGUUUUGUUUAUAAUAUAUUCCAUCGGUAAUGAAAUCUAUUAAAACGCGCCAUGCCCUUUUUAGUGAUAAGAACUGUUACAAUAUGACGCGUAGCGCGGCCGCGUAAGCUAGUCAAGUGUCACAAUAUCUCGAAAAGACUCGAAGGAAAAAGCAAUUGUGCAUUUAGGUACCGCAAUAAGAAAACUAAGUUCAAGGAAAUUGCGUUGCAGAGGAUUACCUAGAGAAUAAUACCGUGAUUUUCUAAGUGCGAAAAUAGCUAAAGCAGCAUAGACAAGUAUCGCGAUAUCGUGCACGAUUGAAGUUGAAAUACAUAUAUUUUAAACGUAG
This is a messenger RNA of Wasmannia auropunctata (little fire ant), 2875 nucleotides long. It is a transcript of the gene nes, whose product is annotated as lysophospholipid acyltransferase 5. NCBI's taxonomy places the organism in Eukaryota, Metazoa, Arthropoda, Insecta, Hymenoptera, Formicidae. Gene Ontology annotation, molecular function: lysophospholipid acyltransferase activity; 1-acylglycerophosphocholine O-acyltransferase activity. The transcript is spliced from 8 exons. The coding region runs from base 352 to 1785 and encodes 477 amino acids. Gene Ontology annotation, cellular component: membrane. Gene Ontology annotation, biological process: phosphatidylcholine biosynthetic process; lipid modification. The record is from RefSeq and is a predicted model, not a curated record.